ACAUCUUCCAUGAAAAGACAACCUCCUACAUAUCUAGAAGAUAGUUCUUGAUGUCCCUGAAAGACCGGGCAGAAAUCACAUUAUCUUCUACGUAUAUUCGUUACAUUAAAUACAUCAUUAAAUACAUCACACCAUAGCUUCAGAAUCUGCUAAAAGAACUCAUCCGGUCUGAAUUAUUGACCAGCAAAUAAUUGGAUAUUCUUACUAUAAAUAUCAGAUCAUCUCCGGUGCAGUUCGUGUUUUUCAUUGAGUAUUUAUUGGCGAGUCACAUGACGUCUGCCACAUUUUGUUAAUAAUAAUCUCUAAUUACGCGUGCAGAAUUAUUGAAAUCAUCUGAUGUGAAUCCCAAAUACCAUCGCAAGAGGAGAUUAACUCGUGUGCAGAUUAAAUAUGUUUAAGAAUCGAUUAAAGGCUUUAGAUUAUGCGUCCUGGGGGCAGGUGAAUGGUAACGAUCCCGAGCACUUCAAGAAUUUAGUGGUGUGGUUGGAAGACCAGAAAAUCCGUCAUUACGCCAUUCAGGACAGGUCUGAUUUGAGAGAUAUUCAUAAUACAGAAUGGAACAAGACUUUCGAGAAGUAUAUCCUGGACGUCGGUUGUCCAGUGACAACGACGAAUUUAGACAAACUUGAAUGGUUAGUGGGUUUGGCUGUGAGACUCGAUUUUGAAGACAACCUUGAGAAAUAUCAGGCAAAGAAGGAUGCAGCGAAGAUUGCUGAAGUCCCUAGCGUAAAAUCGACGAAUCCCUUAGACAAUCUUGACUUUACCAGCGAUGAAUUCAGAGAAGGUGUGCAAUCAAUAGCGAAACAAUUGAAUAUCCCUCAACAUCCGAAUCACCUAAUAACUCUGGAGGCCUGCAGCAAAUACGUGACAGCAAGACUGGAUACAGCUGUUAUCAAGGCGCCUCAUUCCGUCGUCAUCAAGGGCACCCCAUUUCCAAUUAUGGAAACAGAGAUGGGCUUCGACAUGGGAGACAAAGUCCUGAACAACACAGCUAAAGCCUUGAAUUUACUGUACAUUCAAGACCUCAGGAAUCUCCAGACGAACAUCAAUGAGGCGAUUGUAGCUGUUCAGAACAUCACAGCUAAUCCUAAGACCGACACGAAGGCUGGGAAGGUUGGAAUUUAAUUCGUAGAACAAGUAGAUCACUCCAAGCUCUUCAUUCUUCGUCGAGCAUUCAUCGGACUGAGAGACAGAAAUACUUUUGAACUGUAUAAAAUAUACAGUUGUUAAUUUAAAAAAUAGUGGAAAGUCCUGAUCAAUUUUUUUGUUUUUACAUGGGGAGGAAAAAUUCCGUCAACUGAAUAAGAUUCUCUUCUCUUAAAAAUUAAUCUGUUCCCAUAAAUUCAUCAGGCAAGUCGUCUUUGUCAAAAGUGAUUUCAUAUCUCAGUCCACCUAUUUCUCGACUCUCAAUACACUGUUCAUGUUUAUUUACAUGAGUGCAGAUAAAAUACUCAUUUACCCACAUCGAUCUGAAUUCAAAUAUUAAAAGAUGAGAAUUGAACAUAUUGUCUGGAAUUUUGAGAUAAUAAAUAUUUAUUAA
Molecule: messenger RNA, 1540 nt
Organism: Fopius arisanus
Lineage: Eukaryota; Metazoa; Arthropoda; Insecta; Hymenoptera; Braconidae
Product: UPF0568 protein C14orf166 homolog
Exons: 4
Coding region: 391-1125 (244 amino acids)
Biological process (GO): tRNA splicing, via endonucleolytic cleavage and ligation
Cellular component (GO): tRNA-splicing ligase complex
Molecular function (GO): RNA binding
Source: RefSeq, a predicted model, not a curated record